GUCGUCAUUGUUCUUACAAAAUGGAUAAAUAUCUCUGCAAAGACAAACAACCACAGUCUUUUACUGAAUAUAUAGACUAUUUUAAUCCUGCUGCGGAAAUCCUUCAAGAGGCUAAUGGUACAAAGAGGCGAAGAUUUAUAACGGGUGAAGGUAGCCAGUCUACUCUGUGGGAUCACACAUGGUGGUGGUGGUAUACUAAAAAUAGGAAUGACGAGGAACCUAGAUUACUCAACGCUCAUAUCAUACGUCACAUCCUGCCAGAUGUGAAAUUGUUGGUCAUCCUUAGAAAUCCAGUCGACCGGUUGUAUUCGGAUUAUCUUUAUUUCUCGCCAAAUGAAAAAAAGUCUGCAAAAUCGUUCCAUAACAAAGUCACCCGUUCGAUAAAAGAUUUCAACAAGUGCUUAACAAAGAAAAGCCUCCGUCAUUGCGUUUACACGGGUUUUACUGCGGAGGAAAGACUGUUUAUUGGCUUAUACGCUGUGUACCUAAAAGACUGGAUGAACAUUUAUCCACGGAAACAACUUCUCGUCCUCUCAUUAGACGAAUACUCGACGAAUCCGUCAAUGGCCAUGUCGAAAAUUUUCAAGUUCCUUGAUUUACGUGAUAUUGGUAAAGUUGGAACUAGAACAGUGCACUACAAUGAAAGAAGACCGUCAAGUCGAGCAGUAGGGCAGAUGCUCAACAAGACCAGACAUAUAUUGGAACAGUUUUAUAAACCGUUCAAUAAAGAACUAUCUCUAUUAAUGAACGACACAAGAUUUCUUUGGCAAACAUGAUGUACUAUCACAUCCAUUGGUGUAAUACCCAUCCAUGUUCCAUGUUAUGUAUACAUACUUAAAUAGCAUAUUAGCAAAAGUGUGUCUGGGGAUAGUUUGUGGCAAAGCAUUUAUUUCUGUGGAUUGCAUGUAUGCAAACACUCCAUGAACUUGCCUAUGGAGUACGAAAUUUCAGAAUAUGGUUCUGUUUAGUGUGUAGAUUAGGAAUAUAUUUAUGUAGAGUUUGUAAAUGAAUAUUACAUUUCUUUGGAGAGUGCAGAUAAAUAAUUUAUGUCUAAUCAAUGUGAAAUACGAAAUGUGUUUCUGUGGAUUGUGCAGAUAAAAACUACAUAUCUGGGAAAUGUCUGGAUAAAAAAAAAAAGUUUUUGGUGGAAUGUAAAAGACAAUGAAUUAGUUUUGUUUUAAACACGUGAUGAAGUGUAUUAAUUUCCGGACAGUUAAAAACAAGUUAAAAUAAAUUACUAAAAUAUAGUCAAUAGUGAGACAUGAAGCCGCCAACACGCCUAAUUUAGUAGUCGGGAGGUACGUGAUUAAAACAAAAGAUUGUUUAACAUUUAUCAAAUUAAGUGUAUUUUAUACAUAAGGCCCAGGUUGCUAGAAGAUUGGAGGAAAGUUUAAAUAUGAAUACAAAUAUUAAGAACAUCUGACAUUAUUUCAUUGUUUUGGAUUUGUUGAGAUAGAUAAGAUUAGAGUUGUGAGGACUUAUCCCGCUUGAAAUCCUCUGUUUCUUAAUGGAAACAUUUUGUUUUGAUUCACUUAUCAAUGGUCAAAGUUAACCAACCUUUUGGGUAACCGUGGCCAGAUCGUUAUACCUGCAUAUUGUCUAAAAAAAGGUUAUAUUUGUUGCUGAGACAGUUUCAUCUCCGUAUGUCUUUCAUUUCAUUGUAUUUAUGUAUCGAUUGUAAGAUAAAAGCUUAUCUGUUUGUUGACGCUGAGGCAUAUUGCGUGUUUCUAAUAAAC
Molecule: messenger RNA, 1736 nt
Organism: Mizuhopecten yessoensis (Yesso scallop)
Lineage: Eukaryota; Metazoa; Mollusca; Bivalvia; Pectinida; Pectinidae
Product: carbohydrate sulfotransferase 15-like
Exons: 7
Coding region: 21-776 (251 amino acids)
Biological process (GO): hexose biosynthetic process
Molecular function (GO): N-acetylgalactosamine 4-sulfate 6-O-sulfotransferase activity
Source: RefSeq, a predicted model, not a curated record